UAUUUAUUAUUUAACGCCAAGUUCAGAAAAGAAAAUCGAAGGGUAAAGCGGAAAGAAAGAAAGAAAAACAACAGAAACGAGUGAACGGCAUCGGAAAAUGAGCGGAGAAGAAGGUCGUGAGGCCGCCACCGCUACCGUCCCCGCUGCUAAUUCUUCAACAAAGCCAUGGGUGGAGGAAUUGCCGACAAUCGAAAGCCUUAUAGACUCUAAAGACUUAGCGAUUCGCUCUGCUCAAUCCCUUUUCCAUAACUCCUCUACCCAUCUACGCUCUUUCCAGGAUUCUCUACCACAAGCAUCCUCUCACUAUAAAUCCUAUGAAGAUGCUUUUUUCAGCAAACUUAAAGAGGGGGUGAUGAUUGCAAAGGAAAACCCUGGUGCAGCUGUUGGGAUUACUUUGACUGCUGCUCUCUGUCUCAUGCGAGGCCCAAGAAGAUUUCUAUUCCGUAAUACGUUGGGUCGAUUUCAAAGUGAGGAGGCAAAAUUUUCUAGGGCUGAGAAGAAUGUAAAAGUGUUAAACCUAUCUGUUGAUUUGAUGAAAAAGGAGAGCAGUAAGCUGCUUGAAAGGGCAGCUCUUGCAGAAAAGGAUAUGAAACGUGGCCAGAAAGAGCUCAUGAAUUCUGGAGGUCAGAUUCACCGUCUUGCUAAAUCAGUUUACAAGGUUGAGGCUGAAGCUGUAGAUUUGAUGGACGGACUGCGAGAAAUCCCCGGAAGGGAGGCAUUGAAACUACGAGCAGAGGUUGCUUCAAUGGCAUCACUUUUGAGGCAGCAAAGGGUUUCACUUGACAGAAGGAUAAGGAAAAUAUCUGAAUUGGGGAUACCUGUCUGAUACACACUGUGUGGAUCUCUCUUGUUAUAUUUGAUACUAUUUGAUAAGGAUUUUUGAACUGAUGCUGCAUUUUCUAGAUCCCAUGUUACUCAUAGAGAUUAAACUUAAUUCGGCCGAAAUAAUCUAUCAAGUACAAUUGAACUGUGAGUCACUAAAUCAUUUAUAUGUAUGAUUUUUAGAUCAAGGAAUGAGAAAGAAUUCUUUCUUCUUUUUGCUGCA
Messenger RNA from Gossypium raimondii (Peruvian cotton), 1045 nucleotides. RefSeq names its product RGS1-HXK1-interacting protein 1. The transcript has 8 exons. The record is from RefSeq and is a predicted model, not a curated record. Lineage: Eukaryota; Viridiplantae; Streptophyta; Magnoliopsida; Malvales; Malvaceae. Bases 98 to 826 code for a protein of 242 amino acids.